AUGUUAUUAAAAAUUUUAUCAUUAAUUUUAUUAUUUAAUUUAAUAACUGGACAACAAACAAAUACAACAUUGGCUGCAAAUCUUCUAAAUACAACAAAAGUAAUGAAAAGUUUUAAUAUACCAUCAUAUUCUGAAAGAACACCAUUUCCAUUUAAUGGAUCUAUAAAUGUUAAUGUUGGUUUUCUUAUAUCUAAAGGUGAUGCUGAUUAUGAAGAUACAGUUGGUUAUUAUAAAACAGCUUCAGCUAUAAUGAUAGGAUUAGAAGAAUUGAUUCAUGCUGGUUUUAUUGAUACAACAAAAGUUCAAUUUAAAUUUUAUUUUCGUUUUUCUAAUUGUUCUGUUUUACAAGGUACAAAAACAACAAUAGAAUUAUUACAAAAUGAUAAUGUUGAUGUUUUUUUUGCCGUUGCUUGCCAGGAAUUGUCUGAUUUUAUAUCUGUUAUUUCUACAUCUUAUGGUACACCACUUUAUCUUUGGGGUCCACCUAUAAGUACAUAUAUUGUUAAUUCAAAUGAAAAAAGAAGUGUUAUUAGUACAUCAAUUAGUAUUGAAGAUUAUUCAAAUUCAGUAAAAAGUUUAGUAGAUUAUUUUGAAUGGAAAAAAAUAUCUAUUAUUUAUAUGACUACAACUCUUCAUUCUGUAUGUGGUAAUAUGCAAACUAAUUUAAUUAAUACUGUUUUAACUACUACAAAAACUGUUGUUGUUUAUUCAGGUUCAGUUAAUUCAUCUGGAGAUUCUAUGGUUGAAAAUUUAUUAGCUAUAUCAAAUGUUUCUAGAAUUGUUAUUGUAUGUAUACCUUCAAAUGAUUUAAAAAGAAAAUUUAUGUUAACAGCAUAUGAUAUGGGUAUGACAAAUGAUGAAUAUGUUUAUUUAAUAAUUGAUGUUAAUGAUACUGUUAUUGAAAAUAGUGAUGAUUCAAUUCCUGUAUGGAAAGAUUCAAGUAAUUUACAAGAUGACAGAGAUGAAGAUGCUCUAGAAGCAUUUAAAUUUGCCUUACUAAUUGAUAAGACAGCUGAAAAUAAUGUUGAUAUGAAAAGAUUUGCAAGAAAUAUUUCUAAAGGAAUGUUAGAUUAUCCUUUUUAUUGUAAUGAAACUGAAUGUUUAAAAAAUUCUAAAGAUCCUAAUUUUCAUUAUUCUACCUAUGCACCAUAUCUAGCUGAUACAAUGAUUUUAUUUGGUUUAGCUUUAAAUCGAACUUUAUCAACAACUCCACUUCUUUAUACUGAUAAAGAUAUUUUAAAAAAUAAUUCUGCAUACUCUUUUGAAGGUUUUUCUGGAAAUGUAGUAUUAGAUAAUAAUACUGUUAGAUAUGGAUAUUUUUUUGUUAGAUAUAUUGGAAAUGAUUCAAAAAUUUAUACAAAUAUGAUAAUAACUAGAAAUAAAAAUCAAACUUAUUAUGUACAUUCAUAUGGAACAUCAAAUGAAAAUAAAAUGUGGUGGAAUAGAAAAGAUUUCUCUAGACCUUUAGAUACACCUUUAUGUAGUUUUGCAGGAAAUAAAUGUCCAAAAACAUUUUGGGAAGAAUAUUUUAUAAUAAUAAUAAUUGUUAUAAUAACAUUUAUAGGUAUACUUAUUUUUUCAAUAAUAGUUAUUAUUUUACUUCGAAGAUAUCGUAUCCGUCAACAACGUCAAUUAGAUAUGUUAUGGUUAAUAAAUUAUGAAGAUUUAAAAUCUAUAAAAAGUAAUGAAAGGAUGUAUGGAAAAAGUGUUAUUUCCAUAAAUGAUAGCCAAAAAACAUUAAAUAAAGAUAUUGAAAUUUUAAACAAUAAAGAUAAUGAGUUAAAUUUAAAUGAAAGAGAUAAUAGAAGGCAUAUUGUUUAUAGAUAUAAUGAUGAGACAGUUGUUGGUGAAAAAUUUCCAAAAUCAAUUACAAUCACAUCAGCAGAAAGGAAUCAUUUACGAAUGUUAAGAAAUAUUGAUCAUGAAUGUUUAAAUAAAUUUGUGGGACUCACUGAAUCACCAACUCAUGUUAUUGGUGUAUGGAAAUUUUGUGUAAGAGGUAAUUUAAAAGAUUUAUUAAAAAAUAAAGUUAGAGAAAUUGAUCCAUAUUUUGUGGUUGCAUUAAUGAAUGAUAUAUCUUCUGGUAUUCAAUAUAUACAUUCUUCAAAAAUAAAUUGUCAUGGUAGAUUAACAUCAAGUUGUUGUUUACUUGAUAGUAAUUAUCAAAUAAAAUUAUCUGAUUUUGGAUUAUCAUUUUUAAGAAAAUAUAUAAAAAGAAAUUUUGAAGAACAAUUAUAUACUUCUCCUGAAUUGUUAAGAAGUCAAAAUGUAUUAGGUACAAAAGAAGGUGAUAUAUAUUCUUUUGCCAUUAUAUCAAGUGAAUUAUUAAAUAAAUCUUUAGAAUGGCCUGAAGAUGAAAUUAGUCAUACCAAAAAUGAUAUAAUUACAAAAAUAAAAAAUUCACGUAGAGGUACUUUUAGGCCAAUAAUAAGUUAUGAAGUUAAAGAAAGAUGGGUAGGAAAAGUUAUUAAUAUAAUAAAAGAUUGUUGGGAUGAGGAUCCAUUAAAAAGAAAAAAAAUAGAAUUAGUAAGAAAAAUGAUAAAAAGUAGUAUGAAUAAUAAAAAAAUAAGUAUGAUGGAUUAUAUGUUUAAUAAGAUGGAAAAUUAUGCUUCACAUUUAGAAUCUGAGGUAAUGGGAAGAACAAAAGAAUUGAUGGAAGAGAAAAAGAAAAGUGAUAUUCUUUUAUAUAGAAUGAUACCAAAAAGUAUAGCUGAUGAAUUAAAAAGUGGAAGGACUGUUGCACCAGAAUAUUUUGAAUCAGCAACUGUUUUUUUUUCAGAUGUUGUUAGUUUUACUAAUCUUUGUGCUCAAUCUACACCUUUACAAGUUGUUAGUUUUCUAAAUCAACUUUACAGUCAAUUUGAUGAAAUUAUAGAAAGAUUUGAUGCUUAUAAAGUUGAAACUAUUGGUGAUGCUUAUUUAGUUGUUUCUGGAAUACCAAUAAGAAAUGGUAAUAAACAUGGUGAAAUGAUUGCUAAUAUGGCAUUAGAAUUUAUGAAAGCACUUCCUUUAUUUAAAUUGUCAUACUUUCCUGACUAUAGGUUAAAUCUUCGUAUUGGUCUUCAUACUGGACCAGUGGUAGCUGGUGUAGUAGGUCUUCAAAUGCCAAGAUAUUGUUUAUUUGGUGAUACUGUUAAUACAGCUUCAAGAAUGGAAAGUAAUGGAAUGCCAGGGUGUAUUCAUAUAUCAAGUGAAAUGUGUGAACUUUUAACACAAUUUGAUACUUUUGAAAUUGAAAAUAGAGGUGAAGUAAUGAUAAAAGGAAAAGAUAUCAUAAAAUCUUUUCAAAUUCCUUCUUAUCAAAAUUUUACACCAUUUCCAUAUAAUAAUUUAACAAUAAAAGUUGGUGUUCUUAUACCUGAAGAUAAUGAACAAAUAUCAAAUACUAUUGGUUAUCAUAAAACAGCUUCUGGUAUUACAAUUGGAUAUUAUAAUUUAAUUGAUGCUGGUUUUAUUGAUAAAAAUAAAUUAAAUUUUGAUUUUUUUUUUAAUAAAAUUAAUUGUGAAGAAUUAUAUGCUACUAAAAUUGCUAUAGAAAUGUUAACUUCUAAUAAAGUUGAUGUUAUCUUUUGUCCACCAUGUAAAAAAUUAGCUAAUUUUAUUUCAAUUAUUUCUACUGUUUAUAAUCGUCCUGUUUAUUUAUGGGGAACUACCAUUGAUUCAUUUAUUACUACAACUAGUGAAAUUCAAACUGUUAUCAGUACUUCUAUAUCAUCAUUAGAUUAUACAUAUGGAAUAAUAGAAAUUAUACAAUAUUUUCAAUGGAAAUAUGUAGGAUUUAUUUAUAUGGUUACUACUUCUGAUAAUACAUGUUUAGAAAUACAACGUGAUUUUAUAACUACUACAUUAGCAAAUACAAAUAUAACAAUUCAAUAUGUUAUUGAAAUUAAUAGUACUACUUCUAGUAUUAAAAAUAUUUUAAAUGAAAUAAAAAAUUUAGCUAGAAUUAUAAUUGUAUGUAUACCAACUGAUAUAUAUAAAAGAAAAUUUAUGUUAACUGUUUAUGAUGAAGGAACAAAUAAUUCUGUUUCACAAAAUAAUAAUAAUUCUACAGCAUUAUGGGAAUCACAAGAAAUAUUAAAUGAUAAUAGAGAUGAUGAUGCAUUAGAAGCAUUUAAAUAUGUUUUUAUAAUGAAUAAAGAUGGAAAAAAUCCAAAAACUAAUAUAAAUGAUUUUUCAAAUAAAAUAAAAAGAUAUAUGAUUGAGUGGCCAGUUAAUUGUAAUGAUACAAUUUGUUUAAAUAAUAUAAAUAAUUCUAAUUUUGAAGCAUCAUCAUACUCUUAUUAUUUAACUGAUGUUAUGAUGUUAUAUGGUAUAUCUUUAAAUAAAACAUUAUCAACUGAACCUUUAAAAUAUAAUGAUGGUAUGUUAAUAAAAAAUAAUUCAUUACAUGUAAUGGAUGGAUAUAGUGGUACAUUAAGAAUGGAUACUGAUGGAGUAAAAUUAGGGUAUUUUAAUUUAAUUACAUAUAAUAAUAGCCGUGAUACUGUUAAUUUAUUAAAAAUUUAUGAAAAAAAUAAUGAUAAAUAUGUAAUAGAGAUAUUAUUAGAAAAUGAAGAUGAAAUAUGGUUUAAUAGAUUAAAUAAAAUAAAACCAAAUGAUGAACCUCAAUGUGGAUUUAAAAAUAAUAAAUGCCAACUAUCAUUUAUUCAACAAUAUAGUAUUUAUUUAAUUAUAUUAAUUGUAAUUUUUGUUAUAUUAAUAAUUGGAGCAAUAAUUUUAAUUGUUUAUAUAAGAAAUUCUAAAAGAAAACAACAACAAUUACUUAAUAAUAUGUGGUUAAUAAAAUAUGAAGAUUUACAAUUAAUAAAUUUAAAAAAAAUACGUUCUGGUAGAACAUUAUCUAGUACAAAAAGUAUUGAAAAAUCAUUAGAUAAUUUUAAAUUACAAAAUACAAAUGAGACAAUUAAUAUAAAUAAUGAUGAUCCAUUAGAAAAUGAAAAUAAAAGAUUUAUUGGUUAUAUAUAUAAAGAAGAAUUUGUUGUGGGAGAAAAAUUUCGUAAAUUUUUAGAUAUCAAUGAUAAAAUAUGUGCUCAUUUAAGAUUUUUAAGAGAAAUUGAUCAUGAAAAUCUUAAUAAAUUUAUUGGUUUAACAGAACAUAGAAAAUAUAUAAUUUCUAUUUGGGGAUAUUGUACAAGAAGAAGUUUAAAAGAUUGGAUAAUUAAUAAUAAAAAUGAUUUGGAACCAUUUUAUAUAGUUUCAUUGAUGAAUGAUAUAGCUUCUGGAAUAUUAUUUCUUCAUACUUCAUCAAUAGGUUAUCAUGGAAGAUUAACACCAUCUAACUGUUUAUUAGAUAAUCAUUUUCAAGUAAAAAUUACUAAUUUUGGUUUAAAUUUUAUUUCAGAAUUUUAUCAAAGAACAGAAUAUGAACAAUUAUAUACAGCACCAGAAUUAUUAAGAACAUUAAAUUUAAGUGGAAGCAAAGAGGGUGAUGUAUAUUCAUUUGCUAUAAUUUCAAGUGAAUUAUUAAAUAAAGCACCAGCAUGGUUUUAUAAACAUGAAAAAAUGUUAAUUCCAGAAAUAAUAUUGAAAAUAAAAAAUUCAAGAUUAGGUAAUUUUCGACCUAUUAUAGAAGAUAAUUAUGAAGAAGUAUGGGUUAAAGAUGUUAUAAGAUUAAUCAAAGAUUGUUGGGAUGAAGAUCCAUUACGAAGAAGAAAGAUAAAAGUAAUAAAGAAUAUGCUUAAAAGUGCUGUAAAAGUUAAAAACAUUAACUUGAUGGAUUAUAUGUUUCAGAAAGCUGAACAUUAUGCACAAGAGUUGGAAGAAGAUGUCAAAACAAGAACAAGAGAACUAUAUGAAGAAAAAAAGAAAUGUGAUAAAUUAUUAUAUAGAAUGAUGCCUAUAAGUGUUGUUGAAAAGUUAAAAGCUGGUGAAGCUGUUGCACCAGAAUAUUUUGAAUCAGCAACUGUCUUUUUUUCAGAUGUUGUUAGUUUUACCAAUCUUUGUGCUCAAUGUACACCACUACAAGUUGUCAGUCUUUUAAAUCAACUUUACAGUCGAUUUGAUGAAAUCAUAGAACAAUUUGAUGCUUAUAAAGUUGAAACUAUUGGUGAUGCUUAUUUAGUUGUUUCUGGAAUACCAAUAAGAAAUGGUAAUAAACAUGGUGAAAUGAUUGCUAAUAUGGCAUUAGAAUUUAUAUAUGCAUUACCAUCAUUUAAACUAUCGUUUUUACCAGAUUAUAGGUUGAAUCUUCGUAUUGGUCUUCAUACUGGACCUGUAGUAGCUGGUGUAGUAGGUCUUCAAAUGCCAAGAUAUUGUUUGUUUGGUGAUACUGUUAAUACAGCUUCAAGAAUGGAAAGUAAUGGAAUGCCAGGGUGUAUUCAUAUAUCAGAAAGUACCCAAAAACUUUUAUCUUCUAGUGAUAUUUUUAAGAUCAAUCAAAGAGGAGAUGUUUUAAUAAAAGGAAAAGGAAAUAUGUUUACAUAUUGGCUUAUUGGUAGGGAAAAUGAACCUGAAAAAUGGCUAAAGGAACCUAAUUAA
Molecule: messenger RNA, 6480 nt
Organism: Strongyloides ratti
Lineage: Eukaryota; Metazoa; Nematoda; Chromadorea; Rhabditida; Strongyloididae
Product: Atrial natriuretic peptide receptor 1
Exons: 6
Coding region: 1-6480 (2159 amino acids)
Biological process (GO): cGMP biosynthetic process; intracellular signal transduction; protein phosphorylation
Molecular function (GO): guanylate cyclase activity; peptide receptor activity; protein kinase activity
Source: RefSeq, a predicted model, not a curated record